Notechis scutatus (mainland tiger snake) is the source of this 1230-nucleotide messenger RNA. The record is from RefSeq and is a predicted model, not a curated record. NCBI's taxonomy places the organism in Eukaryota, Metazoa, Chordata, Lepidosauria, Squamata, Elapidae.
AAAACAUAAAAGUAGCCACAUGGGAUAGGUUUACCCUAAGUAGAAUAUUAAUUUUUGGUCCAAGUGUCAUUGGGAAGAUAGCUGUAGAUUGCUCAUAGAUGCCUCAAGAUUUCCCCUUCCUUUCUGUCCUUUGUGCUACCUAAAUGGGAAUGCUGGAUAAGCCGUACAUGUUUUCUUUUUGUUCUUUCCAUCUUAUUACUCUAGGAAAGAAGUGGGGAUUCUAAACCAGCACCUGUUGUGGAAUGGAUGGCAGAAAGGAGGCUGGAAUGUAGCUCUGCAGCUCAAGGUUUAGCUAUACUUAUCCCUGUUUGGCAGAGUUUAGGAUAGAGUCACCCCCCUCUGAAGGAUCAGGCAAAGAGAUGGCUUUGGUUCCUUAUGACAGCACAGCUCUUUGGGGUAUGCAGAAGUUACAUAAAUCUUCCUCUACGUUCUGUUUUGCCAACCAUACAAUUCACAUUAAGCAGAAUUGGACGCAGUUGGGAGUAGCUGCUGUGGUGUGGGAUGCGGCAGUGGUCUUGUGCACUUUCCUGGAGACAGGAGGCAUUGAUCUGCAGGGACGCAGGGUGAUUGAGUUAGGAGCUGGGACAGGCCUCCUUGGAAUUGUAGCUGUGUUACUUGGUGCUCAAGUUACAAUCACAGACCGAAAGCCAACAUUGCCCUUACUUGAAGCAAAUGUGCAAACUAAUUUACCUGUCAACCUUCAGUCAAGAGCAGUAAUAAAGGAACUUACCUGGGGACAAGAUUUGGUAGACUUUUCUCCAGGAGAAUAUGAUAUUAUCUUGGGUGCAGACAUAGUUUACCUAGAAGAAACAUUUGCAGACCUUCUUCAGACACUGAAUUAUCUCUGCUCUUUUGAGACUGUAAUCCUGUUAUCAUGCCGCCUCCGCUAUGAGCGGGACCAGAAUUUCCUGAAGAUGCUUAGAGAACAGUUUACAGUGCAUGAAGUGCUCUAUGACCCUGGUAAUGAUGUGCAUAUAUUUAGAGCACAGAGGCAUGUCCUGAAGGGGGAUUUGUGAUUGGUCUGAUCAUGAAUUCUUGCCGGCUCAUGUCUUCUCUUUCCUUCUCAUUGCCCCAAUACUUGGAUCAAAACCUUUCAUACAACAUCUCAUGAGAAUAAAGUGAAACUAAUCUAUUUUUUGUUAUUUGGAGUUAAUUAGGUUGAGUUUCCUAUAAAUACUGUCUUCUUGAUUUACUCAUUGUUAAAAUAAAGAAUUAAUCGGGUGAGCCAUC